AUGCGCAUCAAGCGGCCCGGAGGCUCGUGCCGCUGGCAUCCUGCGCUGCGGCAACAGGGCUCGGCCGCGGACCCGCUCUUGCAGUGCCACACGCCCGCCCUCACCACGGACGCACUCCCACCCACACGUGAUGCGCACAGGGGCGCCUGCGCGAAAAGCUACGGCUGCGCCGGCGGGGCCGUAGCCGCGGUCGACUGCUGCCUCAACGCUGACGGCUGCCUCACAGGCCUCACGCUGCGGUACUCCUCCGCGGGCGCCGCGCCGCUCGCCGCGACGUGCGACGGCGCCGCCGACGCCUGCAACGCGGCCAGCGGCAGCAUGCGGGUGACCUUGGACGGCGAGCUGAUCUCAAACGUCACCGUCGAGACCAAAAAGUGGGGAAGCAGGCGCUGCGUCGCCGCGCUCACGAUGGUCACCCGCAGCGGCGCGCUCAAGCGCUCGCCGGCCGGGCGAGCUGGCGCUCACGCCGCCGAGAAGCUGCAGGCAGCAGCCGCGUCGCCCCCGCCGGCCCUGACGCACCGCUCCCUGAGCAGCGACAGCACCGCCGCGGAGGCCGAGGCGAUGGCGUACUUGAAGUCCGUCGCAAAGUCCUCGGGAACCUCAAAACCUUGGAGCCACAGGCCCUUGUUGGUGCUGCUUUUGACGAGG
Molecule: messenger RNA, 648 nt
Organism: Monoraphidium neglectum
Lineage: Eukaryota; Viridiplantae; Chlorophyta; Chlorophyceae; Sphaeropleales; Selenastraceae
Exons: 2
Source: RefSeq, a predicted model, not a curated record